AUGCUCGCCACCGCCUUCGUCCUCCUGCUAUCCCUGCCACUCUCGUUCGCGCAGUACACGGGUGCGAUCCCCGCGUCGUGCGUGGACACAUGCACAACGUACACCAACAUCCUGGGGCAGUGCGACACGGCGAAACCAACGGCAGACUGCACGCGAAUCUGCGUGCAAAGCAACUAUGACCUCCUGGCCAUGUGCAUCGUGUGCCUCUACGAGGCCGACAACACCGCCCCGGGCAUCAUCAACGCCGCGGUCACGCAGUACGCUGCUGGGUGUGCCGCCGUCGGGUGGCCCGUGCACCAGCGGCCCAACGUCACCGGCACCGGCUUGGGCGCUGGGAACCCGUACGCUUUACUGAGCCUGCUUGCCUUCGGGCUGAUGGUGAUGGCGGCGGUUUGA
Molecule: messenger RNA, 396 nt
Organism: Vanrija pseudolonga
Lineage: Eukaryota; Fungi; Basidiomycota; Tremellomycetes; Trichosporonales; Trichosporonaceae
Exons: 4
Coding region: 1-396 (131 amino acids)
Source: RefSeq, a predicted model, not a curated record